Molecule: messenger RNA, 5145 nt
Organism: Cladocopium goreaui
Lineage: Eukaryota; Dinophyceae; Suessiales; Symbiodiniaceae
Source: the annotation of a GenBank genome assembly
UCUGGCUCAAGCUUGUGUGUAGGCGAGCAACAUACAGGUUGCAUCACUUAUCACUUGUUACUUUGCUGCCGAACAUGGUCUUAACGGAAGCUGAAAAAGCGGCAAGGGCCAAAGCUGAGAAGGAGGCUUUAGCAGCCAAGAAGGCUGAAAAAGAGCGAAUCGAAGCAGAAAUUCGGGCGGACAGGGAUAUGUUCAAUGCGGUGAAGAGCACUGCAAAGGAGGAGAAACCUGAAGCUGCCCCGAAACUGCUCAUUCGCCUGCGCUACGCCGUAGACGGCAAGAAAGGUCGAAAACCACUGGAAGUGGAUGGGACGCCAUCCACUGUGAGUCUUUUCCAUUUCUAUCAGGCCAUCGAGGAGCAAUUCCACGUCGCGCCGCCCAAACAGAUCCUGCAGCCUGCGGAUGAGUCAACAUUCCCAGUCGAACCUCGGGCAGAGGCCUUACCAGCCUACAACUCAUUUUCUUCCAUGGAGGCGUUUCCUAGCCUCGAGGCCCUGGGCGUGAGAAAUGGCCAGGAAAUCUUUCUGAGCGUGAACGAGGCGCCUGCAGCACCUGCCGUCAAGCCAUCCUCGCCACGUGUGGCAACACCAUCCUUGCCCCCAGGUGGUGAGGAUCCUGCCUAUGCGCCAGGUCCAGCAGAGCCCCCAGCAGUGCAGCCUGUGCAGCCCGUGCAACCGCCGGUGCGGCCGCCGCAACCCGCGCAGCCGGCACAGCCUGCCCCGACGCCUCCCACUGCGCCGAAGCCAGCAGGUGCAAGCAGCUCCGUCAGAUAUAGCGACGAGCACAAGCUGAAGUUCUUGUGGCGCAGCAUAGAAGAGAAGAAACUAGCGCUCACCAAAGCCCGAGAACUUCGGGAGUACAACGAGGUGCAGAGAGUGCGGGAAAGUCCAGAGACUGAUCGCUUGGCUGCCCUGCUGUUGUGGCAGACUGGCGAGCAGGAGUUCUACUGCAGGAUGAAGGCAGAUCUAGAUCGUGCUGUGGGGCUGCAGCCAGUCAAGGAGUUCAUUGUACAGCGCUUGCGGGAUGCCGCUGGGAGACACGUGCUCAAGGAAGGCAAGCAACCUCGACGGCAUGUGCUGAUCAGUGGUGCCUUUGGAGUUGGGAAACAUGUAGCGGCUGAACUGAUCGGGCGGCUCUUUGGGUUGCUCAACAACCAGCUAGUGGCCCAGGUACGUGUUGGCAGCAAGGUUCGAUUGGCAGCCUGGCAGGAUCCCAAGAAUCGAGGUGCAUUGCUCAGUAAGAAUGACGUGGGCAUCGUCACGGAGGAGAUGCCGCAUGGCUCCCCGGAGCCUUUGAAAGUCAAGGGCCCAUCUGGCCGCGUAGGCAACUAUCGCGCUGAUGAAUUGGUGGCUGAGCAAGAUUUGUUGAACACCAUCACAGAGCUGAAGGACUUGCUAGACCCAAAAACUGGGAAGCUGAGAGUGGCUGAUCGCAGUUGCUUCUACAUGCGCUUGGGUGGUGCUCUGACCGAACAGGAUGCUGAAAUCCUGGAACAGGUGCUAGAUGUGGGAAGCGUUGUCAUCAUGGCUGGGCCACCAGAAGUGGUUGAGGCCAAUAUGCAGCUCUCAGCCUUCCGGCGCCGUCAGCCCGAUCUGUUGACGUUGCCCACGCUGAGCGUCAACGAUGUGGCCAACCUCAUCGCAAUGGAAGUGGAGAAACGGGGCUAUGAGGGCGUAGGUGAAGGAGACGUGGGAACGCGGCAACUCAUCACCGUGUUAGAGCACAUUGUGGCACAACGCUUCGAUGAGAAGUUGAUCCGCGAAAAGAAUGGGCACCUGGCCCGAGAUGUCCUUGACUUGGCCAUCUCUCGAAAGAACGACCGCACCUGGCAGGAGAGUCUGGAUUCAGCGGAGCGCUUUCGCCUGACGCCUAUGGACUUUGGCCUGGAUGUCCUCACGGCAGAACAGCGCGAGCGUCGAAUGAGGGAGGUGGAGGCCGAAGUUGCCCAGCUGGUUGGCUGGGGCAGCGAAGAGGAUGUGGGCAGUGCUCGGCAAUUCUUCUCGCAGCUGCGGCGUCAGCUUGGACAAGCCCCACGUGGCAGUGGCUGGAGCGCGGCGGCUUGUGGUGGUGCUGGUGCCUUGCAAGGGGCGCUGCACAUGCCACGGGCACUAUGGGUGUCUGCCAACCCAGGCUCCGGACGAGAGACGUUCGUGCGCCUGGCGACAUGUUUCUUGCGUGCAGCUGGUGCCAUCAGCCGGGAAGAAGUGACAUGGGUGGAUGCCCAAGAGAUUGGCGACAAGGGAGACCCAACUGAGCUCAUUGCUGCGCGAAUGGCCGCGGCAGAACAUGGCUGCCUUGCCAUCAAGGACGUGGAUGCCUUGGUGGACAGCCGGGAGGCGGUGCGCGCCCUGGCGGCUGCCUUGGGCAACGUGGAUGGCGCGGGGAGUGGCACCACGCUCUUCGUGGUGCUGGGGACGCAGCAGGGCUUGGCGCGGAUUGCGCGGAUGGAGCCAGCUCUGGAGGCACGCUUUCCGACCACGGUGCAGAUCCCCGACUUCUUGGCUACGGAGCUAGUGCAGUUUAUGGAGAUCUCAGCCAGUAGGUUGCCAUCAGGUGCUCUGGCCUUUGAAGAUCAGCUAGCACCGCGCUUGGCGGAGCACCUCAUUGAGGUCUAUGGCGGUGGUGGCCAGGGCAAGGAGCUGGGUGAGAGGGGCAACUUGGCGCUGGCGCGGCGCUUGCUGCAACGAGCUGUGCAGAAUCGCAUCACUAGGCUGUUCAACAGCAUUCAAGAGGGUGAGUCGCCGAAUGACACCCCAGAAAGCGAACACCUCACGAAGGAGGACUUUGAGGUAGGCGCUCCCAUUGGAGAGGGUCGUGAGCAAAAGGAUGCCAUUGAUGAAGAGGUUGGCAAUCUGAUUGGCAUGACGAAGGCGAAGGAGUGGUUUGCACAGGUCCGUCAAAAGGUUGCCUUUGUGGAGCAGACCGGCACGCGCAGUGAUCUUCGAGUGUGUUUAAAUAUCAUUAUCACUGGCAAUCCCGGAACGGGUAAGACCACCUUUGCACGGUUGCUGGCGCGUUUCUUCCACACCUACGGAGUCCUGCCAAAGGACAGCUUUGUUGAAAAGAAUGGACUUGAGCUAAAGGCCGAGUUCAUGGGUGGCACAGCACCUCGUGUGAAGGCGGCUGUGCAGGAGGCCAUGGGCGGGUGUUUGUUUCUGGACGAAGCCUAUGCCCUGAUGGAUUCAGCUGCUGGUGUGGGUGGGGCGGGCGACGCCUUUUCCCAGGAAGCGCUGAGGACUCUUCUCACUGAAGUGGAGAAUCACCGCACGAACCUGAUGGUGGUGCUUGCGGGGUACAAGGAAAAGAUGGGGAGACUGAUGCGUGCAGAGGAAGGCCUUGCACGGCGCUUCCCCAAUCGCUUACAUUUGGAUGACUACACCCCUGCAGAGUUGGGGGAGAUCUGUGAGAUGUGCGCCAGGCAUCGACAUCAGCGCGAGUUCGAACCUGGCCUAAGAGAAAAGCUGGAGAAGCACAUCGAAAAUUUCUAUUGGAGAGACAUUGCUCAGCAAAAUGCUGGACUCUCCGUGAAUUUGACGGAAAAAGCUUUGGAUAGACAGAUCGUGCGGAUCGUCUCGAAAUACCCAGAGGCCUUUGCUCAGAUGAGCCGCAUAGCAGGCACGGCAAGUGCGCCCAGCGAUGGGCCAUCCCUGAUGCGGCAGAGAAGUGGUGUGAGCAUUCAGCAGGUGAAGGCUGAGGUGGCGGUCUUCACGGCUGCCGACUUUGGCAUCGAGGAGCGCCCGACCAUGGGCGACCCCGAGAUGCGAAAACGGGUGCAACAAGAGGUGGAGCGUCUUACUGGCAUGGCCAAUGUGAAGGCAUUCUUCAAGGAGCUCUCCCGCACGGUGGCCUUUGUGGAGCGAGGUGGGGACCCUCGUGUCUUGCAGACCAGCCUCAACCUGCGCCUUACGGGAAAUCCAGGGACCGGCAAGACCACGGUGGCACGACUCAUCGGGCGCUACCUCUAUGCGCAUGGCGUUUUGCCCCGAGACACCUUUGUGGAGCGCAACGCCUUGGCAUUGAAAGGCCAGUUCGUGGGCCAGACAGCGCCCACUGUCGCAGAGGCGGUUCGCGAUGCCAUGGGUGGCUGCCUGUUCAUAGACGAGGCCUAUGCCUUGGCAGACCGAGGAGGUGACAAGUUCAGUGGUGAAGUGAUCCGCACUCUGCUGACGGAGGUUGAGAAUCAUCGCACUGGACUUCUGGUGGUCUUAGCUGGGUACGCGGACAAGAUGGACGUGUUGAUGGAUGCAGAUCCAGGGCUGCGACGACGCUUCUCCCUGGUGUUGCAGCUGGAGGAUUACAGUCCUGAGGAGUUGGCAGAGAUUUGCGAACAUGCUGCACAGGAUCGCUUCAAUUUGAUCUUUGCUCCUGGCUUGGUGGAUGCCUUGGCCCAGCACAUCAGAUCUCAGCACGGCUCGGAGAUUUCACAGCAUAAUGGAGGCCUCGCGGUGACCUUGGCGGAAAGGGCCUUCCGGCGCCUGGCCACACGGCUAGGGGAUCCCCAGAGCCAACAGGCGGUAAGUGGCCGCCAAUGUCGGGAACUGAUCGCCGAGGAUUUCCUCAUCGGACUGCCGCAGGAAGCUCUGCGGAAGACCCGCCCGCCGGAUCUGCCCUCGCCAGGUGGGGAAACCGGUCGAGCUCGGCAGCCCAAGCGAACACGGCCUGCCUGGCAGGAGGCGGUUGGAUCUCUGGCGCGAGAGAUGGCCCAGGAGCUCCUCCGAGGAAUGGAGGGCGCAAUGGAUGACCCCCUGGAUGAAGACAUGCCUGGGGAUUCCGGUCCAAGUGCGGAUCGCGUGAAGGCAGUUGCAAAAGCAGUAGCAAAAGGCAAGAACCGAGAAAGACCCAAGGAGGAGGUCAAAGAGGAAGAGAAGUUGCCACAGCAAGAGGGAGAGAAAGUGGUGGAGGAAAUGUCGACCUUGGAUGCGUUAGAAUGCUUGGGCCUUUGUCCGGCAAAUUUCGAGUGGUUCGAACUCAAUGUAGCGAACCCGCCCGCAGAGAACUGCGGCAUUUGCAACUACAGACUGGCCGAUGGCUAUCGCUGUGGAGGUGGUACGCACUAUGUUUGUAUGGGAUGCAUCGAUGCCUACAAGACCACCUACACCAAGUGACAUCAAGUGACACCGAGGUCCAGCCCUCCAUAUUAUCGUC